GUUCAGCAAGCAAGUUUCAGGUUAAAGAAAACUUGAAAAGUGAAAGAAUGGAAGAUUUAGAUUUUGUGAUUGAUACUACAGCUACAAGCGAUAAAGAUUCUUUGAAAACAUUUCAUAAUCCAUUUCCUCUGUUCGUUGAAUCGAAAUUUAAAUUAGAAACCGAUCAGGACUCUGAAAAUUCUGAAAAAAGUGAAAACAAUGUUGAAGAAGGAUCGGAUGAAUAUUUUGGAUUACCACAACCGUCAAUUCGAAUAAAAGAUGCCUUAAAAAAAUGUCCUAUCAAAACAGAAUAUUUCACGAAAGAAGAAAAACUUGAAUUGAAUUCAAGUGGAAAUAAAAUAACUGAUAAGCUUUUCAAUGCCUUAAAUAAUUAUCUCAAUGAGCUAAGGCCAAAAACAUAUUCCUUUGUUACCGAUGGAAUCGAAACAAAAAAGGAUAUUUCAAAACUUGGCUUAUCAGACGGACAACUAAAAAAAUAUAACCGAAAACAACGUGAGAAGACAAAGGGAGCUAAUUGGUUUAACAUGAAAGCUCCUGAAAUAACAGAAGAACUUAAAAAUGAUAUUGAGAUUCUUCAGAUGCGAUCAGCACUUGAUCCAAAACAUUUCUAUAAACGUAAUGAAAUGAAAACUAUUCCAAAAUACUUUGAGGUUGGUCAAGUUAUUGAAUCUCCUGUGGAAUAUCACAACAGUAAAAAUACUCGUAAAACGAAACGAAGUUUAGUUGAUGAGCUGCUAGAGGAUGCAAACUUUCAGAAGUUUAAUAAAAGAAAAUAUCAGGAAACUCUUGAACAAAAGAAGAAAACUGGCUACAAUAAAGCCAUGAAAAAAAUGAGAAAAUUGAAAAAGAAAAAAACUUAAUUGUAUAAUUUUAUUUGAUAUUUAAUAAAGUGGAUUCGAUUUUACUAUA
This is a messenger RNA of Clunio marinus, 909 nucleotides long. NCBI's taxonomy places the organism in Eukaryota, Metazoa, Arthropoda, Insecta, Diptera, Chironomidae. The record is from the annotation of a GenBank genome assembly.